Messenger RNA from Penicillium argentinense, 1560 nucleotides. RefSeq names its product H(+)-transporting V1 sector ATPase subunit B. Gene Ontology annotation, molecular function: proton-transporting ATPase activity, rotational mechanism; ATP binding. Bases 1 to 1560 code for a protein of 519 amino acids. Gene Ontology annotation, cellular component: proton-transporting V-type ATPase, V1 domain. Gene Ontology annotation, biological process: ATP metabolic process; proton transmembrane transport. The transcript is spliced from 9 exons. NCBI's taxonomy places the organism in Eukaryota, Fungi, Ascomycota, Eurotiomycetes, Eurotiales, Aspergillaceae. The record is from RefSeq and is a predicted model, not a curated record.
AUGGCCGACUUCGUGGACCCCCGGAUGAGCUCCAUCAAGCCCCGCAUCCGCUACAACACCAUUGGUGGCAUUAACGGACCGCUGGUCGUCCUCGACAAUGUCAAAUUCCCCCGUUUUAACGAGAUUGUCUCGUUGACACUCCCCGAUGGAACGGAGCGCUCCGGUCAAGUGCUGGAGGCGAGAGGUAUGCUUCCCGACCACGUGUGGUACCUUGGAAACCGAGCUGUUGUGCAAGUGUUCGAGGGUACUUCCGGCGUUGAUGUGAAGAAGACCAAAGUCGAGUUCACCGGUCACAGCUUGAAGCUCGGUGUGUCCGAGGACAUGCUGGGUCGUGUGUUUGAUGGUUCAGGACGUGCUAUCGACAAGGGCCCAAAGGUGCUUGCUGAAGACUACUUGGAUAUCAACGGCCAGCCUAUCAACCCUUACUCUCGAGUCUACCCCGAGGAGAUGAUCUCUACUGGUAUUUCCGCUAUCGAUACUAUGAACUCUAUCGCCCGUGGCCAGAAGAUUCCCAUCUUCUCUGCCGCCGGUCUUCCCCAUAACGAAAUCGCUGCCAGUAUUGCCCGCCAAGCCAGUCUGGUCGGAAAGCCCACCAAGGACGUUCACGAUGGUCACGACGACAACUUCUCGAUUGUUUUCGCUGCUAUGGGUGUUAAUAUGGAAACUGCUCGCUUCUUCACUCGCGAGUUCGAGGAGAACGGCAGUAUGGAGCGUACCACCCUCUUCCUGAACUUGGCCAACGACCCAACUAUCGAGCGUAUUAUUACUCCUCGUCUGGCUCUGACCACUGCCGAAUACUACGCCUACCAGCUCGAGAAGCACGUUCUUGUCAUCAUGAGUGAUCUUUCCGCGUACUGUGAUGCUUUGCGUGAGGUUUCCGCUGCCCGUGAAGAAGUUCCCGGUCGCCGUGGUUACCCCGGUUACAUGUAUACUGAUUUGUCAACUAUCUACGAGCGUGCUGGUCGUGUUGAGGGUCGUAACGGCUCUAUUACUCAGAUUCCUAUCUUGACUAUGCCUAACGAUGAUAUUACCCACCCUAUUCCUGAUUUGACAGGCUACAUUACGGAGGGUCAAAUUUUCAUUGACCGUCAAUUGUACAACAAGGGUGUUUACCCUCCCAUCAACGUUCUGCCGUCACUUUCCCGUCUCAUGAAGUCUGCCAUUGGUGAAGGCCGCACCCGUAAGGACCACUCAGAUGUGUCUAACCAGCUGUACGCGAAGUAUGCUAUCGGUCGUGAUGCCGCCGCCAUGAAGGCUGUUGUCGGUGAGGAAGCCCUCUCUUCCGAAGACAAGCUCUCUCUCGAGUUCCUCGACAAGUUCGAGCGCACCUUUAUUAGCCAGUCUGCCUACGAGUCUCGCAGCAUUUUCGAGUCACUGGACAUCGCCUGGAACCUGCUCCGCAUUUACCCCAAGGAGCUCCUCAACCGUAUCCCCAAGCGUACUCUUGAUGAGUUCUACGCCCGUUCCGCUCGCAAGAUUGCUAGCAAGGACACCCGCGACAACUCGGGCGAGCAGCAUGAUACCUCGGCGCAGCAAAGUACCAACCUCAUUGAUGCGUAG